AUGGAACUAGAUUUGGUAACAAAAGACACAAGCUGGUGGGUAUUCACACUUCCAGCAUUUCUAGGUUCCCAAAGCCUUUCAGAUGGCUAUAUUUUGUUCUCGCUUGCUAUGGCCUUUCUGUCUCUUGCUAUUCUUACAUGGGCAUUUGCCGUUGGUGGUAUUGCAUGGAAAAAUGGAAGAAACAGAAAAGGUCACCGCUUCAUUCCUGGUCCUCGAGGCUUGCCAAUCUUCGGUAGCCUCCUAACUUUGAGCCGUGGCUUGGCUCAUCGCACUCUGGCUUCCAUGGCUUGGAGCCGAGCCAACACUCAGCUCAUGGCCUUUAGCCUUGGCUCCACUCCUGUGGUGGUGGCUUCUGAACCUCAUACUGCCCGAGAAAUCUUAACCUCUCCCCACUUUGCUGACCGCCCUAUUAAACAGUCCGCUAAGAGCCUCAUGUUCAGCCGAGCCAUAGGCUUUGCCCCAAAUGGCACUUACUGGCGGCUUCUAAGGAGAAUAGCUUCUACUCACUUGUUUUCUCCUCGGCGCAUUUUAGCCCAUGAAUCCCUCCGCCAGCUAGAGUGCACGACCAUGUUGCGUGACAUAUCAAACGAACAAAGUCUUAACGGUUUUGUCUUUCUGAGAAAACACCUCCAGUUUGUAUCUUUGAACAACAUCAUGGGAAGUGUUUUUGGAAAGACAUACGACAUGUCGCAGGAUAGCCAAGAGCUGGAGGAGCUUAGAGACAUGGUUAGAGAAGGGUUUGAGCUAUUGGGUGCUUUCAAUUGGUGUGAUUAUUUGACAUGGCUCAACUACUUUUAUGACCCAUCUCGUAUACAAGAGCGUUGCUUCAUACUUGUUCCUCGAGUUAGGAAGCUCGUCAAGGGCAUCAUUGAAGAGCAUAGGCUCAGCAAGUCAAAUAAAGUUGGUGAUAGUUGCGAUUUUGUUGAUGUUUUGCUGUCUUUGGAUGGUGAAGAGAAACUUCAAGAUGAUGACAUAGUUGCUGUCUUAUGGGAAAUGAUUUUUAGAGGGACAGAUACAACUGCUCUGUUAACUGAGUGGGUUAUGGCCGAGUUGGUUUUGCACCCUGAGGUUCAAGAAAAGCUUCAAAGGGAGCUUGACAUGGCUGUGAAGGACAGGAGCUUGCCUGACUUGACAGACGCUGUUGUGGCAAAAUUACCUUAUUUGCAGGCUGUGGUAAAGGAGACUCUCAGGGUUCACCCACCUGGCCCACUCUUGUCAUGGGCCAGGUUGUCCACGUCAGACGUCCGUCUCAGCAACGGAAUGGUGAUUCCCGCCAACACUACAGCCAUGGUCAACAUGUGGGCCAUCACACAUGACCCACACGUGUGGGAAGACCCGCAGGAGUUCAAGCCUGAGAGGUUCAUAGAAGAAGAGGUGGAUGUGAGAGGUGGCGAUCUGAGGCUUGCACCAUUUGGGGCUGGGCGUAGGGUAUGCCCUGGCAAAAACUUAGGGUUAGCCACCGUGACACUUUGGGUAGCCAAGUUAGUGUACCAUUUUAAGUGGGAUAGAGAUGUGGCUCACCCAGUUGAUCUAAGUGAGAUCCUGAAGCUGUCUUGUGAAAUGAAGUAUCCCCUCCAUGCUGUGGCUGUGCAAAGGAAUUAA
Molecule: messenger RNA, 1602 nt
Organism: Dovyalis caffra
Lineage: Eukaryota; Viridiplantae; Streptophyta; Magnoliopsida; Malpighiales; Salicaceae
Source: the annotation of a GenBank genome assembly